AUGCCAGCCGGCGGUCCCCGCUCUCCGCGGGAUGCGCGGAGAGGAGGACGGCAACGGGGAGUUCCUCGCUCCUCCCGGGAUGCGCCGCCUCGGGCUGCCUCCUCCUCCCUUUCCUCUCUUCACGGCCUCCCCACUGUCGGGAGGUGCCGCCCGACCGUCCCGCUUGCCGUCUCCCGCCCCUUCUCCCCGCACAGGCCCCGCCGACGGCCGGCAAGACCCGGGGGCGGCUGGAGAUUCCGGCCCGGCCUCCUCUCCUCUUCUCUCCCCGGGGCCUGCCGCACGAUCUCCGCGGGGAGACGAGGCCCUGCCCGGCCUGAGCAGCUCCGGGAAGGUCACCGGCAGCGUGCAGCCGGGCGCGGAGCGGCUCCCCCCGGCCCCGCUUCUACAGCCGCCGGCCCAGCCUCAGCCUCAGCGGCCGCUGGGUGCCGCGCUCCGCCCGGGCUCGCUCCGUGCCGCUGCCCGGUGCCGCCUCCGGCUCGGAGUGCCAGGCUGCCCCCUUCCCUUUCUUCCUUCCUUCCUUCCUUCCUUCCUUGCCUCCCGCCCCUUCCCCGCUGCCAGCUUUCCCCCGCCCGGUGCCAGGCUGCCCCCUGCGGGUCUCGCCGCCCACCGCCGGCAGCGCUCCAGUGCCGGCAGAGGGGUGCUCGCCGCCGCCGCUCUGCCCCGGGCUCAGCAGCAGCUGCAGUGACUGUGUGUCUGUGUCAUGUCUGUGCAUGGGCGGGAGGAGGCGCGGCGCCGAGGCGGAGCCAGCCCGCUGCCACGCCGCCCUGUGACAGGCAACGAGCGCCCAACCACCGGCAGCCGCGAACCGCCCGCCUUCACCGAGCGGCGCCCCCGGGCCGCUACACCUGGCCGGGAGGGGCGGAGAGGGGGAAGCCGGCUCCGCACCUCAGUGGGAGGUGUCUGAAGCGCUAUGGGAAGCACAAGCAGGACAGAAAUUCCAGCAGGGGAGCCAGUGUGAACGCAGUUUUGAAGACAUUGAUCCCUUCCUAGGAUGGUAGAGGAAGGAAAGUAGGCACGUGCUUUGGGUACCAAUGUAAGUAAUCAGAAGCAGGAAUAACAGGGAUGCUGUUCAGUGUUUAUUGCUUUCUUUUUCCAGAAUUCCAGGAAGAAUUCUUUUAGAACAGAACAUUGUUCUGUUGCGGAUACCACAGAUGCUAAUUUUUCCUGUUCCAUCAACUGUUUAAAUGCUAUAAUUGAUUCUGAACUUACAUUUUGCAGUAAGUACACUCUACCAAAAUACCGUGAACUCAGAAGCAGAUUAUUCAUGGGAAGAUAUUGUUUGCCAGACUCGAUUAAGGCUUUGGUCCAUCAACCGCAGUGCUCUGCCGCCAGCCAUGCUCACUGCCCGAUGCUCCAGUCAGGAGUGGUAUCAGAUAGUAAAUCAUGAAGUUGAACGUGUCAGUGAUAUCACGUAAGCAUUGCUGACUACAAAUUGACAUAGGAUGACAACUGGGAAAGCCUUUAGGAAAAAAAAAUUAAAAACAAUUCAUAGAAUGGUUUGAGUUGAGAAGGAUCUUGAAUGGCCAUCUGUCCCACGCCCACGUGAUGAGCAGGGGCACCUACAGCUGGAUCAGGGUGCUCAGAGCCCCUCCAGCCUGUCUUUGAAUGUCUCCAGGGAUCCAGCAUCUGCUCUGAGUAACCUGUUUCAGAACCUCACUAUCCUUACUGAAAAAAACUUUAUAUUUAAUCUAAAUCUCCCCUCUUUUAGUUUGAAACCAUUUCUCCUUGCUCUAUCAAUUCAGAGCUGAAUGAUUUUCCAGAGAAGCUAUGAUGACAUACACAUGUUGGUCUCCACAGUUUUCUUGAGCAAAUUGAAGUCAGAAUUGAGCUAUACUGCAGUGAGUUAUUCUGUCCAUUCUCUUAAGAGAAGCAAAAGGAUCACCUAUCAUGUAAUAACGUCUUUAUCUUUUUUUGCACUCGUGAAGGUUUACAACUGCUUUAGCGACAAUCACGAUGAAAGAAUUGCUGGGGAUGUAUGGGGGAGGGACCAAGACUGUAUUACGGUUUCAUUAUUAAGAAAACCACAUUGUCUACUGCCUAUCACUGGGAGUUUGAGCAGAUUCAUAUUUUUUUAGUCUCAUGCUGUGUCCUAGAGAUCUGUGAAUUGUCAGAGUCUGAUCCUACUGAAUGAUUUCUACAGGUUCUUAAAGUUCUUGUCUUCUAUUAGAACACGGAAAUCUCAGCACCCACAAAAAUGCUUAGGUUUUAAGAGCAGCAUGGAUUAAUAGGAUUAGCCAGCGUGUCACCAUAUGUGACAAAUGAUGGAACUUCAUACUGCAACAAACUGUCUUAUUUGAAAUUGCUCUGCACCUGUCAGGUUGCUGUCCUACACAGUUCUUUGAACCCAUGGCAGCAUUAGUCAGACUCUGGCUGAGAGUGAUUACUACCAGGUUAAAAAAGCUAAUGGGUGGGGGGGAACAACUACCUAUAAAGAGAAAGGUUUGUUUUUGUUUUUGUUUUUUUUUUAAUUGUGCUUAUAAGUGAGUAAUCUUUUAAAAUUCAUCAUAAAAACACUUCAUUCGACUUUGUCCUUGAAGACUUGAAGGAGCAAUUGCUUUGGGCAUCGAGUAAACAGCUGAUGCGGAAGGGUCCUUAGCCCAGGAUAGCUAAACAAAACAAAACAAAAAAAAGCUGCAAACAUUUACAUUUCAAAUUUCAUUUAGCCAGAAAGAAGCUUUCUCCAGAAGCUACACAGAUUCUGGAACAGGAGGUCUCCUAACAUUUUUUUAAAAAGUAAAACAUGUGGUAAUGCCAAGUAAAUGUUUUGUAAACAUGAACAUGUAUAAGGUUCAAAGCUUUAACAGUCACAUUAAUGAAAAAUAGACAAACCAGACUUUUUUUUUUUUUUUUUUUUAAUAGGAACAUGUCUAUUUUGAGAUUACAUAAGUUUUUUAAAAAUACUGUAGGGAUUAUCUCUAAUGUGCAUUACAUUAAAUUAUACAGCUGUAGAAUUAUCACACAAGAGUUUGAGCUUGUUCUUUCUUUUUCCCUUACUGGAACAAGAGAUAAAGGCAUAAGAGUGCAUGUAUUCAGACAGGUUAUAGUACUUUCACAGUAGCAAAACAUCACUGAGCACAGUAAGACUGUGUCUGUUCAUAAGGCCUUGAAAAUUUACACAUUAGCUGAGUUUCUAUGAGAACAAAAUUAUUUCCAGUAUAAUCAUUUGAUGUGAAAGGAAGGAUGGGUUUUAAGGUCCAUAAAUAUUCAAGCUAAGAGCGUACAUGGAGUUCAUCUCCUGUUGAGACCAAUGAAGUCUUUUUUACAUUCUUACAGUUGCUUCAUUGUUCUAGAUGAAGUCAACAAGUAUGAGCUCUUUUGAGAAAAAAGACAGUGCUUUGUUCAUCAAGUGACAUACAAAUGCUUUACUGCUUUAUUAGUGCAUUAAUUGCUAGCUUCAAUAGUGGCUAAAAUAUUCUUGAAAACUACACAGGUGUCUCUGCCCAAAUUCCUCCACAGGCACUCCUUUGAUUAAUGGGCAUUUUAAAUACAUGGUAAGACUGGUGCUGCUGUGUCACACUCAAGAUUUUGGACAUGCAUGGACAAAAGAAAGUUAUCCAUGAGCUGCUUUUGUGUGGAGUUAGUGGAAUAGCUACUUUUGCAUAGAAGUUAGGAUAUUGUCACAGGGAACCAGAGGCUGGCUGGACUGUGUUAACUGAUGCACUUCAGCGCAGAAGGUUAGGACUCUUUGUUCAUAAAUCUUCAUUCUUGACUUCUAGAUGUGAAACUGCAUGAUUGUUAAUGAUAUCAGUACAAAGAGCAAGACUAAAAGUCUGAAGCAAGUCCCAGUCUGUGAGAUUCUUCUUAUCAUCUGCUGCUACAAUGAACACAGGGCUACUGAAGGACCGACUGCCCAACAUCUCUCGUAGUAGGAAAGGUAUUUUAGACAGGAAAUGACAGAGAUAUAAUCUUUAUAAAAACAAGUGUCUAGUUCUUGAGUGUAAAAUGGAAACUCCAUUACAUACGCUCUCCCUUAUGGACACUAAAUUAAAUUUUAAUUCAGAAUUUCCUGUGCACGUAACAAAAAAAAAUGAAAAAGAAAACAAAAAAAUAAACCACUGCACAAAAAAAACCAAACCAACCCAGCCCUUGUGGCUAUAACAACUGCGGAAAAAAACAUGACCCUCUAAAAAUUCAUGCCUUUAAGUGAAUAGAAAACAUCAUGAAAACCUAAAACAUUUAGAAUGCAGAGGAAAAUAAAUUAUUAAACAGAAAUGUUUGUCUUCUAUGCCAAAGUCAAUUUCUGACAAUAAUCUGAAUAUUUUGUGAUAAAUCAUGUUGAAUUUCAUACACGUUUCUCCUGGAAUUCAGUUGUGCUUCUAACCCAAAAAGGAAAAUGUAAACAUCUCUACUGGCAUCUUAGGUAAGUGUACGAUGCUACAAUCUAAGAAAAGAUGAAGGAGAGGGGUAUUUUUCUCUACUUAUCUUUGUACCAGAGAAAAGUGUUUAUAGAUUUUCUGUUUUAUUGUUGCUGUCAGUUACUAAUUUCCCUUUGUUAUGACUUAGUUAAGUGGAGAAUAGUUGUUUUUUUGGUUGUUUGUUUUUAAUCUGUUUUGUUUUUAAAAGAAGGAGUAGUGCUUUUAAAACCAUAACAAAUAGUGGUAAGAAGUAGAACAGUAAGUAUGCACAACCUUAAUUUUGUGAAGCUAAUCUAAUUUGGUAUUAUUUUUUUUAAGUUGAGAUCUACCAAGAUGAUCAAGUCAGUUCUACAUUGCUACUUACUGAUGACUUUUUUGCUAAUCUGUCACGUACAACUCAGAAAAGAAUUUGUUUUUUACUCCAUAAAGUUUACACCAGUGUUUCCAGAGAUCUCAGUAACUCAGUAAGUAUAUCCUAUUAAAUGAGUAACAAGUGCCAUGUUCGAAAUGAUAUGCUUUUGGUUCGUGGGGUUUUUUUUUUGAUGUUGUUUUGUUUCUGAUGUAGUCUUCAUUAUAUGCUACUCGCAGUGAAGUUCUGGAUAAUAUACAAUAGCAUAAUUUGUCUGUAUUAACAUGUAUCCUUCCAUUUACAGAAGCUUCUAGUUAAAAAAAAGUGACACUGGACAAACUUUAAGUAUCUUUGAAUUUGCUUAGCCAGGAAAAUGAAAUUGACCCUGAUACUCUUACAGCCUAAAUCAAGGAGGAGCAAGGCUCUGGUGUCUCACAAAGGUAAAGUUACAGCCAGACAACCCCACGGAGUGUCAGAGAAGAAAGGUUUGUAAUGAUGGCAGCAAGGUUUCCAUAGAGGAUGUCAACUUGGAAGAAAAAUACUGGUCUGAAAAUGCUACGUGCUGUAAUUUAAGUUUCAAGCUGAGAUGGAUGGAAAGCUCACACUGAGAAGGAAGGAUGAUGGGGUUGCUACUGGACUAGCAGCUGUGUUAAAGAAUAAAGAACUGAAAGAGGGAGCUGCUGCAUCCUCAAAGGCUUUUAAUGGACCGUUGCCCCCCCGUCAGAAUCAAAGACACAGAGAAGUGAAGUGUUGUGAUCAAAGACGUACAUCAUGUGUCUGAAAUGGAAUCCAGGAAAUGCAAAUUCAACUGGCACAAAGGACUGUCACCUCUUUGCUCUGGUUAUGUGCAUCUCUAAAUUAGCUGUUAGAUAAUUUUGCCACUUCACUGAACUUUUGCCCAUUGUGCACCGAAGGCAUUUAUUCUUCCUUGUCCAGGAAGAAAGGCUUUAGUAGUAGUUAUGAAGAUAAAAGAGAGAAUAAAGCUCCCAUGCUAAUCUUAUGUUUUGUGUGUUUUCUUAUUAGACUAUAAAAGUGAUGUUCCCAAAGGUGUGGAGUCAGGGAUAUUUUAAAACUGCUGAUGAGCAUCAUUCCAUUGCUAACUUAAGUAGAUUUACCCAAUGCAAAAGGCAGUUUGUUCUAUUACGAAAUCAAUUCCUACUGCAUAGAGGCAUAACAGGAAGGUGUAACAUCAACUGCAUCAACUACUGUAAUAGUGAAGUUGGUCUCCUGGUUUUCUCUUGUAAAGUUUUUGGAGAUCUACUUAUGAAAAAUGCAGCAGAGGCAGGUAAUGUACUGUUUUUCCAUAGUUCAAUUGCUUCUGUCUGCGCUGGCAGAUACUCCUCUCAGCCCAUUAAAAUAUGAGAUUGAAAGGAUGCUAUCAAUUCAGAAUACUUCUCCUUUAGCUGCGAUCGUAACAACA
This is a messenger RNA of Lagopus muta (rock ptarmigan), 6124 nucleotides long. Its product is annotated as bcl-2-binding component 3, isoforms 3/4-like. Bases 1 to 990 code for a protein of 329 amino acids. The transcript has 5 exons. NCBI's taxonomy places the organism in Eukaryota, Metazoa, Chordata, Aves, Galliformes, Phasianidae. The record is from RefSeq and is a predicted model, not a curated record.